GGAGAAGCAGACCCAUCUACACCACCACUGGACAUUCAGAGGAAAACUACAGCCUUCUACAAGAUCAUUGCUUCAACAAAACCACAUCUGUCACUCCAGGAGGACUGCAGCCACGAUUUGAUUGGGCUGUAAGCAACACCCUGACUACCCAGGUGUCAGGAUUUCCCAUUCCCAAACCUUGGCUGGAUGGAGGAGGAGGCUGCAAGGAAGAGGAAGUUGCCCCAGGACAGCCAGGCAGACAAGGAGCUGAGGAUGGAGACCAAGGAGGACAAAUCGCCGCGCCAGAACCUUGUGGAAGAGGCCAUUUUGAGUGGCUCCAUGGCACAGGAAUCCAAAAGGGAGAAAAAGCGAUGGAGAUCCUACAGGAGGAAGGACUCCAAACCCAUCCCAGGGUGCAACAAGGAGGAAAGACCAACCCUGUGCGGGGAAGGUGGACAGAGCUUCAGCCAGAGCAGCACCCCUGUCCAGCACCCGAUCAUCCACACUGCAGAGAGGCCAUAUGAGUGUUCCGUGUGUGGGAAGAGGUUUCGCACCAGCUCAGAUCUCCUCGUGCACCAGCGGGUUCACACAGAGGAGAGGCCCUUCCGCUGCCCCGACUGCAGGAAGGGCUUCAAGCACAGCUCCCACCUCAACAGGCACCGGCGCAUCCACACCGGGGAGAGGCCCUACGAGUGUAGGGAAUGUGGGAUGAGCUUCAGACAGCGCUCCAACCUGAUCUGCCACCUGAGGAUCCACACCGGGGAACGGCCCUACAAGUGUGAGCAGUGUGGGAAGAGCUUCAACCAGCGUUCCUCCUUGAUCCUCCACCAGAACAUCCACGCUGAGGAAAGGCCAUACAAGUGUGGGGAAUGUGGGAAGGGCUUCAACCAGAGGUCCCAGCUGAUCAUCCACCAAAUGAUCCACACUGGGGAGAGGCCCUACGAGUGUCUCGAGUGUGGGAAGAAGUUUCGGACCAGCUCAGAUCUCCUCGUGCACCAGCGGAUUCACAGAGAGGAGAGGCCCUUCCGCUGCCCCGACUGCAGGAAGGGCUUCAAGCAAAACUCCACCCUCAUCACCCACCGGCGCAUCCACACCGGGGAGAGGCCCUACGAGUGUCCCCAGUGUGGGAAGAGCUUCUCUAGGAGCUCUAACUUGAGGCAACACCAACGGAGGCAUCGGUAAGGGAAGCCCUGUGAGUGCCCCGACUGUGGGAAGAGCUUUGUGCA
Hirundo rustica (Barn swallow) is the source of this 1205-nucleotide messenger RNA. RefSeq names its product zinc finger protein 239-like. The transcript has 3 exons. The record is from RefSeq and is a predicted model, not a curated record. Gene Ontology annotation, molecular function: DNA-binding transcription factor activity; RNA polymerase II cis-regulatory region sequence-specific DNA binding. Bases 187 to 1161 code for a protein of 324 amino acids. Gene Ontology annotation, biological process: regulation of transcription by RNA polymerase II. NCBI's taxonomy places the organism in Eukaryota, Metazoa, Chordata, Aves, Passeriformes, Hirundinidae.